Molecule: messenger RNA, 4962 nt
Organism: Cydia splendana
Lineage: Eukaryota; Metazoa; Arthropoda; Insecta; Lepidoptera; Tortricidae
Gene: Nop17l
Product: protein kintoun
Exons: 3
Coding region: 146-2686 (846 amino acids)
Biological process (GO): axonemal dynein complex assembly
Cellular component (GO): cytoplasm
Source: RefSeq, a predicted model, not a curated record
GCGAUGGAAAAUUUUGUCAAUAUGCAACACUAACCUUAUCAUCGGCUCAGCUGAAUGGCCUGAAUGUUUUAAUGUAUUAUCGUGAUCUUGUGAAUGCGUAGUUAUUUUGUGUUUAUUUUUAAACCAACACAAAUUUCUAAACAAAAUGGCAACAGGCGUACAACCUCGUGACGAGGAAAUCCAAUUUACUCGGUCUGAUCUUGAAAAUAUUCAAGACGCCAUGAAGAAUAAGAAAUUUCGAGAAAUGCUAGCGGAGUACGCUGAAGAAGUACGUGACCCGGCGAAUCAAGCACUUUACCAGAAGGAAAUGACCCAGCUUGAGAAGGAGCGAGGUUAUGAUGUAACCUUUAUUAAUCCGAAGGGCGGGUAUGUUAUCAAAACAAGCGUCGCUGGCGACCGGAAAGCGUUCGUUAAUAUUUGUAGCAAUGAUAUUGUCGGCAAACCGUCCUGUAGCGUUCAAGAGGUUGAUAACCAGAGAGGUAUGAAUUGGCAAAUACCAUACACUAUAAUCCCUCCCAGGGAAGAUUAUGAUCAGAAAAAACAGAGAUGUGUCAUUUAUGAUGUAGUGUUCCACCCGGACACAUUGCGCAUGGCAGAGGUUAAUAAAAGGUUCCGUGAACUGGUCAACAAGACUGCAUUGGAUGGCUUGAUGAAAACAUACAACAUUCACCUGGAUAACAACAAUUUACGUUUUCCUAAGUCAUUAUACAAGGGAAUGACUACUCCAGCUAUUAUUCGGAAAGAGGAUCCAGAUUUUAAGGGUAUUCCUUUAGAUGAUGAAGAGGGAGGGGAACCUUUAUCUCCUGAAGUAUUGGAGAAGCUAUAUCCACAACGCACAUUUCCGGCAGAAUCUAAAUCAGAAGAAAUUAAAAGUGUUAGUAAGUCUAAACCUAAAGCUAAAUCUAAAAAAGAAUUUACUCAUGAAACUAUCAAUGGAUACACUAUACCCAAGUACAUUAUCAAACAACAGAAGAAUGUUGACAUGCAAGAAUUCACUUAUGACAAAAACAGUAAACAGUACACUGCUAUACCCAGUCAAAUAGUGGUUGAAAUUAAUCUUCCUCUACUGUCCUCUACUAAAGAUUGUAUUUUAGAUGUUAAGGAAAAAUCACUGAGUUUAUCUUGCGAAAAGCCAGCUAAGUACAGACUUACCAUAACUCUUCCCUAUGCAGUUAAUGAUGAGAAUGGAAGUGCUAAGUUUGAUAAAACAAAGCACAUGCUUAUUGUCACAUUACCUGUAGUCAGAGAAAAUAUAAAGAAAGAUUGUAGUAAAGCAGACAGUGGAGUAGAAAGUGAAGAAAACUCAAGUUCUCAAAGUGAUGAUGACCAGAGAGAUAAUUUAGUCGAAGAAUUAUCAUCUACUGUUGCAGAGACUGCUAUAAGCCCUUCUACUCAACAACUAGAACAUCAAUCAUCAGAAGGAGCAUUCUUAGACUCUUCAUAUGGAUACAUUUUACCAUCAUACACACAUAAUGUACUUGAUGAUAUUGUUGCGUUUACUUUCCAUGUUAAAAACACUGAGCUGGACUCUGUUAAAGUGAAGAGUGAAGGCAAUAAGGUUUACAUCAAAUUUACUACAGUAGGAUCAGGAUUUGUACCAGUUCAUUAUGCAGCACUUAUAGUAUUUGAUGAGGGAAUUAGAUUUGAGAAUGCUACUGGAGAACCUUGGGAUAACAAUGUUAUUUUACAGUUAGAAGUGUCUGGCAACUUGCCUGAAAAAUUCCAAAUAGGUUUGAGUGAUGCUUCUCUAACCAGUGAAUACUUUGACAUGUCCCAAGUGAAAAAGUCUUCCAGUGACCAAUCUGCUUUAAGUCAGAAACUGCCUCAAGAUGAAAUUUCUUUACCUGUUGUUGAAGUAACCAAUUUCGGCUCCGAGACAAACAUAGUAGUGACCUCAAAUAUUGAAAAUGAGGACAGUGAUGACGUUGAAUCACCCAGAUCUCCUAAAGAGAAAGAAAUUGUGUGGGUGGACUCGGGAAUGAAUGAGACUGGAGCCAAGAGUAUACUGAGGAAACCAAUGCACAUGAUGAGAAGCUUUUCAGAGUCUAGUGUGGGAGAUGUUGCUUCUUCAAUGGAUUAUGUCAGCUCUGACUGUAUUCCUGAAGAAUCCAGCUUAAAAAAGACUGUUAGGUUCAAUGAUGUCAUUGCAAAACAAUUUUAUAGGUAUAAUUCAUCUAUUGAAGGGCAGAAGAAAAAGAAUCAAAGGAAAAAGAGUAAAAAACGUACUCAAGACAGGCGCAAGAGUGAAAGUGAGGCGGAAGAUGAUUUCAACAACUCAACUCAGAUUCCGAAAUCGAAACCGAAGUCAGCUUUAAAACAGCGGCGUGACAGCGGGCUAGCAGACACUUCUGAUGUUGAAAGCGAAUGCCACGGCACUCCAACUGGCAGAGAUAUUCCCAGCGAACGGAAGGACGACGGAAUCGACACCGACGCGUCGGAAGGGAGCGCCUCUUCAUCUGUAUUUGACAUUUACAACAAUGACAACUCGAGGAAAUCAGAACCCAUUAUAUGGAAAUCUAAAGACGAAGAGAAAAAGUCAAAAUCAGACAAAGCAAAAGCCUCGGAACCCAAAACCUGUGAUAAUAUUAAACAUAACACUGAUCUCUAUGAUCCAGAUAAUCUGAACAAGGGCCAGUACCAAGAAGUAAUGUUCAAAAACGAUCUCAUAUUUGAUUUGGACAUGUGAGUGCUGUCAUUUCUUAUGUAUCUCUUAGGGAUUCACACACUGAAUUCUAUACAAAUGUCUGAUGUCCAGUUUCAUUUUAUUAAUUUAGUUCACAUAGUAUUUUAGAUAUUAAUUUGGAAUAGUCCCAGUUUUAAUUUAGUUCCUAUUUAUUGCGUGUAGCUAUUUUAGUUGUUUCUCGUGUUUGCUAAGUUUAUGGCAAUGGUUCACAAUAACAUCCAAGUAUGGUCAAUUAUAAAAACAUUGAAUAGGUAAAGAUUAGAUAUACAAGUAUCGUAAAUUAUGUAUGUAUUCAAAAUAUAGUACAAAAUGUUACAGUUUGUACAUGUAUUAAUAAAUAAAUAUUCAAAACUAAUUGUAAAAGGCAAUAAUUAACUUUACAACAUUACAAUUUUUAUGGUAUUUGUAUGAUGGUGUUUGUAUAACUUACAAGACCCACUUAUGAGUUAGAGUUUGAUGAAUUGACCGCUAAAGACGUCAACUGACGCGCACGGCUACAGGCCAAUAUCAACCUUCGUGCAUGUCAAUAAGGUUCACAAUGACGCCCUGCACACGAUAGCCACGGCGUUCAAAGGGUGAAUGUGGCCUUGACAGAUGUUUGCGGUUUCCCACCGUCAUGCAAACGCAGCAUUAAAUAAAAUGACAUCUAGUGAUUUAGGUUUAUAAACAUAUUUUCAGAUAAUUUUCAUUGUGCUCAUUUUAGACAAUAUUAAAAUAUUGGGUAGUUGAAAUGCAUUUAAAUGGUACAAAAUAGACUAAUUGGUAUUAACUGGCUAAGAUUUAAUUGAAAUAACAAUGUCCUGUAGUUUAAGUUUUAGAUAUAAAGCACAGUGAGGGUAGAAUGAAUAGGAGUGAAUGUAAAGCAGGCACAUAUAGCACUAAACCACUUUUUUUGGCAGUUGUAUAAGUUGAUUUGUGCUAUAGUCAAGUGCACAAAUAUGUGGCAACUCAAGGCGAUUAUAUUUUAACAAAUUGGCGUUUUAGCAUGAAGAGUAAAAUUUAAAUAACAGCGUAAAGUUUCUAGUUAAAAACGUUCUAUGGUUUUAGUAACUGCUCAGUAGUGCUCAGUGUUGCAUUAUUGAUACAUUUUUAACAUAGUGUACAUACCAAAAACAAAAAAUAUGGUACUAUCAAUGUAUAAAAUAAAUAUUGAAGAUUUUGUCACUUACCGUUGAGCAAAGCAAAUGAAUGCAUCUUAAUUAUUGUAAGUAAAGUCACCUCCAGUGACUUCAGGCCCCACUGCUUAAAAGUGUGUAUACUAUGCAACAUUUGUUAGGUAUUCCUGCUAUUGACUCUUAUAAUGUUUAAAAAAGUAUGUGCUAAUCAUACAAUUUUAUUACGAUAGUAAUAAAAUUGUAACCUGGAACUUAAUUGCUCAUAUUUUUGUGCAUCUUGACUUUAUCACAAAGUACCUAAUAAUCAAAAUAAUAAAUGUAACGUCGACACCCAGUUUAUAAAAAAAAAUUGUUAAAAAAUAACUUACAAAACGAUACGUUGCUAGAUUUUGUACGCUUAACAAUAUUAACCAGUGUAACUUAAUGUACUUAGUGCAAGUUGUACUGUAUACUGCCGCGCUUAGCAUAAGUAUGCACAAUGAUAUACCCUAUUGUCAUACAAUAAGGUUUAUAGUAAAACAAGUUUUCAAACUAAUUGGUUGGUUUAACGUUUGUGUCCCUCUUUAAAAUCUUGGUUUUAAUGCUUUAAAAUCAAGUAUGCAUUUGUAGUGAUUAAGUUUAAUUAUUCAACAGCUAUUGAAAGCUAGUUGGUAGGUAGAAAGUGUAUGACAUUUUUUUAUCAAAUAUCAAUACUGUAGGCUUAGCAGGAGUGCGCCGCGACAGUAUCUCGCGCGCGAGAAAGACUACCACCUGCCCAUCUUUUUAACUGUAUUAUGUAAUUGGCUAAUUGGAGAGAGACUGGUGGUCUAUCUCAUGCUAAGCCUACUGUAUUUUGGUUGAGGGACAGAAUAACAUCAAAAAGAUAUACAUACAUAGUUAAUCUACCCAGUUAUUAGGUAAAGUGUCAAUCUAUGGAACUUGCUAAUUAUGUAAACAAACCGCCUUAUUGAAAUUGUCUCUGAAUGAUGAUUACUAGUGACUUUUGUUUACAUAGUUAGUAAAUUCCAUAGAAUGACACUUUACGUAGGUAUACUAUGCGCGGCUGUAUAAAAUAUAAUAUUUUGUGCCUUUUCUAUCACUGGCCACGCAAGUAACAGUCGACCAACUGUUGUCAUAAACUGGCACAUUUCAGUGAGUUUGUGUAAUUGAAGGGAUGUUUACAAA